AUGCUCUCUGGUUCACUAGUGCUUGUGUCUGGCAGCCCAGGUGCUGGAAAGAGCACUCUCCUGCUUCAGCUGGCGGGUCUGCUGGCUGAGGAGGCGCAGGGCUCGCAAACAGGAGGCUCACCGCGUGCCGUGCUUUACGUGUCGGGGGAAGAGCGAGAGGAGCAGCUGGCCACACGUGCAAAGAGGCUGGGCAUCACGGCAGACAACCUCUUCCUGCUCUCCGAGAACAACCUCGAGAGCAUACUGGAGGGCAUCACGGAAAUUGAGCCACGCGCUGUGAUAGUGGACUCCAUUCAGACCAUGCACCUGCCAGGUGUCACCGGCUCAUUGGGCAGUGUCAGCCAGGUGCGGGAGUGCACGCUGCUGUUGCUACUGGAGGCCAAGAACCGAGGCAUUCCCAUCUUCAUUGUGGGACAUGUGACUAAAGCGGGGGACGUGGCGGGACCAAGGGACCUGAAGCACAUAGUGGAUGUAGUGAUGCAUGUGGAGAGCGACAGGCAGGAUAGUCACCGCAUUCUUAGCACCAGCAAGAACCGAUUCGGCUCCACUGACGAGGUGGGUGUGUUCGAGAUGGCAGCACAGGGCAUGGUAGCAGUACCCAACCCCAGCCUCGCCUUCCUCCCGGCCAGUCGCACGCGGGGCAGUGCAGCGGUGGCGGUGGUCAUGCAUGGGAGCAGACCGUUGCUGCUGGAGGUGCAGGCUCUCUGCGUGAAGGCCAUUCCCAACAUCCCGCCCACCAGGACAGCCAACGGGGUGGACAUGUACCGCCUCACCAUUCUCACCAAAGUCAUGCGCCACGUUGGCCUGCCCAUCGGCUCUCGGGAUGUAGUGGUGAACGUGGUGGGGGGCAUGCAGGUGAAGGAGCCUGCUGCUGACCUUGCCAUUGCUGUCGCUAUUGCCAGCAGUCUGUACGAAAGCCCAGUGCCAGCAGACACGGCCUUCAUUGGCGAGAUUGGGCUCAACGGGGAGUUGAGAGGGGUGACUCAGCUGGAUCGGCGGGUGAAUGAGGUGGCCAAGCUUGGGUUUUCUCGCUGUGUUGUGCCGGCAAAGCAGUGGAAAGGGCAAGCAGCACCCAGUGGAUGUGAGGUGGUGAAAUGCGAGGGACUACGAGAUGCAUUGAAGGCAGUAGGGAUACAGAGCACAGGCUGCUGCGCCCGCUCCUCGCCCUUCUCUCUGUCCCCCUUUCUCCCCAUUUCCUCCCUCUCCCCCUUCGUCGUUGCGCAUCCCCGCCGCUUCUUCCGCCAACCCCUGCUCGCGCCUCCAAUGACGUCCCUCGCCGCGCAAAAUCUCUCUCGCGAGCUCGGCGCUCUUUCCGCCGCCCAGCGUUCCGACGUCGCGGAUUUCCCCGUCAGACAAACAUCUGUUCCUCUAGCGGGUGUGACUAAAACGAAUCGCCGCGUGCGAGCAGCUGCGGACUCCAGCAGCAGCGAAUCGCAAGGCGCGCCGUCGAAUGCGGUCAGCCGUCGAUCGCUGCUCGCCGUGUCGCUGUCUGCUGCGACUCUCGCACCGCUCCUGUCGCCGUCCCUCCCCUCGUUUAGUCCAGUGGCCCCAGCGCACGCUGCUGACGUGGAUCUGUCCCCUGCUGAGCUGGAGGCGGCAGUGCGGCGAGCAGUGGCGAAGGUGGUAACCAGAGCCAAGGCACCUGGCGCGCUGAGGAUCGUGUUUCACGACGCGGGGACGUACGACCUGGCGACCAACACAGGGGGGAUGAACGGGUCAGUGCGCUUUGAGUUGAAGCGGCCGGAAAAUGAUGGGCUCAAGCGAACCAUCAAAGUGCUCGAGAAGGCUCUCUUGGAGCUGGGACCCUUGGCAAAUGUGGUGUCAUGGGCCGAUCUCAUGGCAGUGGCGGGGGCAUACGCAGUGCAGUCGUGUGGCGGUCCGCACAUCCCUGUGCGCAUGGGCAGGCGGGAUGCCAGUGGACCCGACCCUGAGCACCGCAUGCCAGCAGAGACACUGAACGCCAAGGAGGUGGUUGCCAGCUUCAAGUCCAAGGGCUUCAGCCUUCAAGAAACGGUGUGUCUACUGGGAGCACACACUCUAGGAGGGAAGGGCUUUGGCGAUCCAACCACCUUUGACAAUUCAUACUACUCCAUUCUGCUAACCAAGCCAUGGCUCGACACGAGGAACAGCAUGGCAGACAUGAUCGGGUUGCCAUCAGACAAGGCCAUUGUGGACGAUGAUGACUGCCUUGUGUGGAUCAACAAGUAUGCCAACGAUCAGGAUCUCUUCUUCCGGGACUUUGUGCCGGCCUACACCAAGAUGGUCAACAGCGGGGCUGUGUGGGCAUGA
Closterium sp. Yama58-4 is the source of this 2289-nucleotide messenger RNA. The record is from the annotation of a GenBank genome assembly. Lineage: Eukaryota; Viridiplantae; Streptophyta; Zygnematophyceae; Desmidiales; Closteriaceae.